Messenger RNA from Dentiscutata erythropus, 633 nucleotides. The record is from the annotation of a GenBank genome assembly. Lineage: Eukaryota; Fungi; Glomeromycota; Glomeromycetes; Diversisporales; Gigasporaceae.
CUUGAAGAAGAUUAUAGGUUAGAAGGUAUAUCUGGUGAUGAUUUGAUAGGCAAAGAAAUAAAAUGCUCAGAUUUGCAAUUUCGGUAUAAAGGAAAAUGGCGAAGCUUAGAUGGUAUCAAAGUAAUAGAUUUUCAAAUUCGCAAAAAUCUAUCAUUUGAUUUGGUGCUAGGACAGGAUUGGUUAUGGAUGCGCAAAGCAAAAAUUAGCUUUGGAUUUUCUCUGGAAAAUUGUAAGUGCUAUGCUAAAAUUGAGAUAGAUGAUAUGAGUAUCCCAUUAAUCGAAGAAGAUAGCAAAUCUACAGGUGACUCUUCGAGCCAUAAAGCUAGCUCCACUAAAAAUAACUUAUCUAUUGCAGAGCAGGCCGUAUUGCGAUUCUCCAAAUCAUGGGACUUUGUCUCUAAAUCAACAGAAUCUGAAUCUGGUCUAGCUCAAAUGGAGGUUAUAAAUAUAAUUAACAAAAUUUCCUCAAAUACUGAAGAUAGACUUGAAGGGUCAUUGUUUUAUAAUAAUAAGCAACGAAAGAAAUGUCAUGGAAUAUUUCACAACAAAUCUGAAACAGAGACUGAUUCAUCCAGCUCCGAUUCAGAAUCCACAGAUUCAGACUGGUAUAAUCUCGACCCAAUAAAACCCUGA